Leptopilina heterotoma is the source of this 1452-nucleotide messenger RNA. RefSeq names its product trinucleotide repeat-containing gene 6B protein-like. Bases 52 to 1194 code for a protein of 380 amino acids. Lineage: Eukaryota; Metazoa; Arthropoda; Insecta; Hymenoptera; Figitidae. The transcript is spliced from 3 exons. The record is from RefSeq and is a predicted model, not a curated record.
GCAGCGGAUACUAACAUUUAUUGAAUGAAGCAUCUAAUUUAGUUUAUAACCAUGCUUAAAAUUUCGAUUUUAGUGCUACUGUGUCUCUCCCGUGUCUAUUCAGAAACGGUAGAAAAGGUCUCAAUAGAGAAAGAAACAGAUGUAGAGAAAUCGAAAAGACAUGCUUCUCAUCCAGAACCCUGUCCUCCAGAACACACUAGUUCUCAAAUAUGGAAACCUGAAAUUAAACAAGCCAUAAAUUUUGUGAAACCAUUGCCAACUGGAUGGCAAUCAAAAUCUUCUGGAUGGGAACAACAAAAAUGGCAAUCACCUUCUACAGGAUGGCAGCCUAAAUCUUCAGGAUGGGAUCAACAAAAAUGGCAACCAAUGCCAUCAGGUUGGCAAUCAAUGCUAACAAGGAAAGUACAACCCUUAUCAAGUGGUUGGGAAAAACAAAAAUGGCAGCCAACAUCUUCAGGAUGGAAUCAGCAAAAAUGGCAAGCACCUUCCACAGGAUGGCAGCCUAAAUCAUCUGGUUGGGAUCAACAAAAAUGGCAACCACCAACGACAGGGUGGCAGCCUAAAUCUUCUGGUUGGAAUCAACAAAAAUGGCAACCACCUUCUACAGGAUGGCAGCCUAAGUCUUCUGGAUGGGAUCAACAAAAAUGGAAACCAGCGACGACAGGGUGGCAGCCUAAGUCUUCUGGAUGGGAUCAACAAAAAUGGCAACCACCUUCUACAGGAUGGCAGCCUAAAUCUUCAGGAUGGGAUCAACAAAAAUGGAAACCAGCGACGACAGGGUGGCAGCCUAAAUCUUCUGGUUGGGAUCAACAAAAAUGGCAACCACCCUCUACAGGAUGGCAGCCUAAAUCUUCAGGAUGGGAGCAACAAAAAUGGCAACCACCUUCUACAGGAUGGCAGCCUAAAUCUUCAGGAUGGGAGCAACAAAAAUGGCAACCAUCAACGACAGGGUGGCAGCAACCGAAAGUCAAUCUGCACAAACCAAUGUUUGAAUAUGCCCCAAUGUACCACCAACCAAUGAUACAUAAAUCCUGGGCCUCGAAUUGGCAGGAACCAUGCCCUGAACAACAUGCUCCACUACCACUUAUGCAUCACAUUAAAAUACCUCAAAUAAAUUACAUUAAACCUCAAAUACAGCCUGUUGUUCAUUUGCCACCUGUACAAAAUAAGGUUUGGGAGGAGCCUUGUGAUUGAAACGUUACUCAAAUCUUUUCACUGGCUUCUUCAUUACCAAUCAAAGUCUUAAGAAAGAAUCUUGUCUCAUUAAAAUAAAAUAUUCUGUCAUUUUGAUUUUAACACAUCUCUCAAAAAUCUUAUUGUUUGCAAAUGUAUUAUUUUUGACCCAUUCAAUGAUGUACAACUUAGUUUUAAUUUUGUAUUUAUUUCUACGAUACGUAUGAAAGUGACCAGGCAACGAGUAAAAAGGUAUUCAUCAUUAAAAGUCUUUUUUCU